CCAAACUAAUUUAAGUUAGUUUCUUUUAGCAUUUAGUGCUCUCUGAUCAUGUGCUGAUCAUAGGCUACAACAAAAUGUAUACAUUAGUGAUGUCAAGAUACUUUACAUACCGCUUUUAAAUGACUUAACACAAUACCUCUCAGAGAGCCAUACAGCUUUUGCGUGUAUGGUGGUCUAUAAAUAAACAGGAUGUGCUGGUGUGAAAGGUGCUGAGAUGAGAGGACAGAAGAUGCUGAGAGUGAAGCUUUCAGAUCACCAGGCAGAUCUGAGCCCUGGGGCCAUUUCCUGUUAGCAAAGGGGCUUCUGUACACAGACAAAUGUGCAAAGUAGAGUGCUUCGCAACCCUUCAGUAAAGCUCAGCAACGAGAAUUCAAGACUUCCAAACACAUUCUGGAGUGUCAGGGAAUGUAAUGGCAGUGUUCAAGAAGGACGCCCUGCUGUGCUUGGCCUUACUGCUUUCCUCUGCAGAGGCCAUACACCCCAGUGACCCCAUUAUCUGCUACGUGUUAGAUGCAGUUCUGCUCUUCUACUGCAUCAUUUUCACUGCACUGUACUUUAAACUUAAGUUUGAAAAGGCGAGGAGCUUUGUCGUGCAACCUGAUAAGUCUCCUAGCACGGAUCAAGCAGUACAAGAAGAAGGGCAAUAUGAGGCGCUGGUAAGACCAUCAAAUGACGAUUACCAGGAAAUCCAAAGGAAAAGCAAGCCUCGCAAAAACAAGAGUAAAACCAAAGAGCCUAAAAGCAAGAGCAAUGCAGCAGAAGUCAUUGAGAUGAAGCCCACCCCUCCUUUACCACCAUCACGCGACUGAGUCAGUACACACAGGACUGCUUUAAACUCCUCAAGGAUUUUUUUUCUUUCUCUACUUCAUCAGAACAUCUGCUCAUUUAACUGGGCAUCUGUAAAUUUUUACAGAUUAUACCUAGUGGAAAAUUCUGGAGGCUGAUUACGUGUAAUCUGUCUAUUUGCUUGCAUAAAAACGUUAGUAAUUUAUAUAGCUUUUAAAAAAAAAAAAAAAAAAAAAAAAAAAGUAUAUAUUGAACAAUGCCCUGUUCCUAGUCACUCAGGUGUGCUAAAAAAUAAAAGGUAAAAUAUCAAUGGGAAUAUACUUCUCAUAUGAAUUCAUGGGGUGCCAAUAAUUGUUGCACACCUAUAUUUAACAAGGAUAUUUUUGAUACGCCUGUGUUGUGUUUGCAGUUGUUUGAUAUCCAUGAGAGCAGAGUAUUUUUGUGAAUUUUU
Ictalurus furcatus (blue catfish) is the source of this 1237-nucleotide messenger RNA. RefSeq names its product CD247 antigen like (gene cd247l). Gene Ontology annotation, cellular component: Fc-epsilon receptor I complex. NCBI's taxonomy places the organism in Eukaryota, Metazoa, Chordata, Actinopteri, Siluriformes, Ictaluridae. Gene Ontology annotation, biological process: cell surface receptor signaling pathway. Gene Ontology annotation, molecular function: IgE receptor activity. The record is from RefSeq and is a predicted model, not a curated record. The transcript is spliced from 7 exons. Bases 411 to 809 code for a protein of 132 amino acids.